AAACUGUUUGCAUUUGACUUUUAGAGUGAAAACAUUUAUACGCCAAAUUCAGCAUAUUCUGUUGGUCGAAAUAUGCAUCUGCCAUAAGAUAACUUAUCUUGUUACACCAUAUAGAAGAGGAAUUCCUCAAAGAUCAAAACUCCCUGUCGACCCCUCACACACUCGAAAAAAUGGAAUAUCUCAUCCGUUUCUCCCAGUCUCACGAGACCUUCCGUCUCCCUGAGCUGCAAGCCCUAGCCGUUCUCGAAGGGAUCGACAUGGAAGUCGUAUCCUACAGCCUAGACUCCCCCUUCUGCAUAAUCCGCCUUCCCCUUUCCUCCCCUCCCAUCACCACAACCACCCUCGCCCGCCGUCUAAUCCGCCGCUCCAUCCUCGCAAUGUCCAUCCACGAGCUCUGGGGCCACGGCCCCGACCUCGCCUCGGUCCACGCCGCCGUGAAAUCCACCACCUCCCCCCUCUGGCCCUCCUAUCUCUCCUGCUCCUUCAAAUUCACCCUCGACUCCUACCAAGGCUCCCGCACCUCGGAUCAAAAAGUCUCCAUUAUCAACUCCUUCUCCUACCUCGGCUUCAUGGGCCCAAUCAAAAUGCGCCACCCCGACCAAGAAUUCACCCUCCACGAACUCUGGCCCUUCAACUCCACCCCUUUGGGAAUACCAGAGCCUAACCACUUGUACUUCACCCGCUACCUCGGCUCCUCCCUCCGUGACCUACCAAAGAAACUGGAUUUGAAAAAGAGGAGGUAUAUCUCCACCACAAGCAUGGACGCCGAAUUAGCCCUCAUCACAGCCAAUAUUGCGCUUGCCGGGCCGGGGAAGUUAUUUUAUGAUCCGUUUUGUGGGACGGGGUCGUUUCCUAUCGCGGUUGCCGAGUUUGGGGCGGUGGCGUUGGGGAGUGAUAUUGAUGGGAGGAGUAUCAGGGGUGAUGGGGGGGAAAAGACGCUAAGGGGGAAUUUUGAGCAGUAUGGGCUUUUGGGGAGGUUGGGGGGGACGUUCACGGCUGAUUUGACGAAUAGUCCGAUUAGGAAACAAGAACUAGGGAGUGAUGGGGAUGGGGUGAGGGGAAGGGUGUUUGAUGGGAUUGUGUGUGAUCCGCCUUAUGGGGUGAGGGAGGGCCUGAUGGUGUUGGGGGUGAGGGAUCCGGAGAAGACGCCUUGGGUGGAGAGGAAGGGGAGGGAGAUGUACAAACAAGCGGAUUUCAUCCCGCCGAGGAAACCAUAUGGGUUUUUGGCGAUGCUGGAUGACAUCCUCCAAUUUGCGGCUCAAACGCUUGUCGACAAUGGCAGAGUGGCAUUCUGGAUGCCGACUGCGAACGACGAAGAACAGGAGAUGCCUGUGCCGAGUCAUCCUUACCUGGAAACACUCUCAGUUUCUACCCAAGUGUUCAACAAAUGGUCCCGCCGUCUAAUCUGCUACCGCCGCAUCCCCGACAAAGACGUCGACUCAGCAGCCGUCAAAGCCCGCGAGGAGCGCAAACUAGUCGGCAAAACAGCCGACGAGCUCAACCCCUUCCGAAAAGCCUACUUUGAAGGGUUCCAAACAUCCCCCGCAACAACUGGAACAUCAACACCUGCUGCACCAGCAACAGAGACACCACCCCAAAUUAAAUGACACAAGUUAUGAAAU
Molecule: messenger RNA, 1622 nt
Organism: Podospora pseudocomata
Lineage: Eukaryota; Fungi; Ascomycota; Sordariomycetes; Sordariales; Podosporaceae
Exons: 4
Coding region: 171-1607 (478 amino acids)
Biological process (GO): methylation
Cellular component (GO): cytoplasm
Molecular function (GO): methyltransferase activity; nucleic acid binding
Source: RefSeq, a predicted model, not a curated record